Carlito syrichta (Philippine tarsier) is the source of this 1615-nucleotide messenger RNA. RefSeq names its product G protein-coupled receptor 87 (gene GPR87). The coding region runs from base 467 to 1549 and encodes 360 amino acids. The record is from RefSeq and is a predicted model, not a curated record. Gene Ontology annotation, cellular component: membrane. Gene Ontology annotation, biological process: negative regulation of adenylate cyclase activity; G protein-coupled receptor signaling pathway. Gene Ontology annotation, molecular function: G protein-coupled purinergic nucleotide receptor activity. NCBI's taxonomy places the organism in Eukaryota, Metazoa, Chordata, Mammalia, Primates, Tarsiidae. The transcript has 3 exons.
AGCCCUCUGUGUUCCCUUCAGGUGAAUCACCACCUGAUUCCUGCAGGUUCAGGAAAUGCUCUUCCCCAGUCUACAAAUCUCACCUACUCUGAGAUGAGUCAUUUACAUUAGCAAGAGAGCAAGUUACUCCAGUUGUUCUCAGCAGGAGAAUUUGAAAGGGUGCCCCAAAGGACAAUCACACAAGGGGGAGAGAAGGCAACUGCCUUCUCUGACAGGAGAGAAAAUGCUUAUUUUUUAUGCUUUACCAGAAAAUCCAUUUCCCUGUCAACCUUAGUUUGGAGGCUCAUUCUAAAUCAGCGACAAGAAGCCUGUUUCAACUUGAAGGCACUCGUAAGAGGUGAAUGGACAGCCAGCCACCGCAAUGAAAGAAAUCAAACCAGGAAUAACCUAUGCUGAACCCACGCCUCAAUCAUCCCCAAGCGUUUCCUGACACACGUUCUUGGUUACGGCACACCACAACUGAAGAAUGGGGCUCAACUUGACACUUGCCAAAUCACCAAAUAACGAGCUACACAGCUCAGGGAGUCACACUCCAAGCAACACAAGCGACAGUCCUGGACCUGGAAAAAACACCACCACCUACAACGAGUUUGACACCAUCAUCUUGCCUGUGCUUUACCUCGUUAUUUUUGUGGCCAGCAUGUUGCUGAAUGGUCUAGCUGUGUGGAUCUUCUUCCACAUCAGGAAUAAAACCAGCUUCAUAUUCUAUCUCAAAAACAUAGUGGUUGCAGACCUCAUCAUGACACUGACAUUUCCAUUUAGAAUAGUUCAUGAUGCAGGACUUGGACCUUGGUACUUCAAGUUUAUCCUCUGCAGAUACACAUCGGUUUUGUUUUAUGCAAACAUGUAUACGUCCAUCGUGUUUCUCGGGCUGAUAAGUAUCGAUCGCUAUCUGAAGGUGGUAAAACCAUUUGGGGACUCUCGCAUGUACAGCAUAACCUUCACCAAGGUUUUAUCUGUUUGUGUCUGGGUGAUCAUGGCUGUUCUGUCUUUGCCAAACAUCAUCCUAACGAAUGGUCAGCCGACUAAGGAGAAUAUUCACGACUGUGUGAAUCUGAAGAGUCCAUUGGGAGUCAGAUGGCAUGAGGCAGUCACCUAUGUCAACAGCUGCGUGUUUGUGGCCGUGCUGGUGAUUCUGAUCGGAUGUUACAUAGCCAUUUCCAGGUACAUCCACAAAUCCAGCAGGCAAUUCAUAAGUCAGUCAAGCCGAAAGCGGAAACAUAACCAGAGCAUCAGGGUGGUCGUGGCUGUGUUUUUUACCUGCUUUCUGCCCUAUCACCUGUGCAGGAUUCCUUUUACGUUUAGUCACUUAGACAGGCUUUUAGAUGAAUCUGCACACAAAAUCUUGCAUUACUGCAAGGAAAUGACACUUUUCUUGUCUGCAUGCAAUGUGUGCCUGGAUCCUAUAAUUUACUUUUUCAUGUGCAGAUCAUUUUCAAGAAGGUUAUUCAAAAAAUCAAAUAUCAGAACCAGGAGCGAAAGCAUCAGAUCACUGCAAAGUGUCCGAAGGUCAGAAGUCCGCAUAUAUUAUGAUUAUACUGAUGUGUAGGCCUUCAAUUGCUUGUUGGAAUCAGUAUGUACAAAGUGUAAAUAAAUGUUUCUUUUCGUUAUCCUU